This is a messenger RNA of Tuber aestivum (summer truffle), 1670 nucleotides long. NCBI's taxonomy places the organism in Eukaryota, Fungi, Ascomycota, Pezizomycetes, Pezizales, Tuberaceae. The record is from the annotation of a GenBank genome assembly.
CAGCCGGAUACAAUUUAGCCCUGAAUUGUAUGCUACGGUACUCGUACACGGUUGGGGUACGGUACCGGUAUUACGAGUACCUUCCGCAACGUCAUACCGUACUGCUCCACACCAUAUCACACACACCAUACCUCUCAACACCACCUCUCCUCUCCAUCCCCAAGCUCUCCCCACUCCCUCCACCAAAUAUCCACCUUCAACCCUACCACUAGCAACACAAACAUUCCUCAAUUCCCCCCCGCCGAAAUGGCCACCAAAAAGCCCAAACUCUCCACCCUCCUCCCCCCUAUAAUUAUCGGUGGGGCCGUCUACAACACCCAAAUGAACUUGGACCCCUCUACCCUCCCGGUCCGCAGCAUCCUCACAAAGGCCUUUUCAAUGGGCAUAUAUUGCAUCGAUACAUCACCCUACUAUGGCCCCAGUGAGCUUCUCAUGGGUGACGCCCUCACCCAGCCGGCAAUAACCCAAUCCUACCCUCGCAGCUCAUACAUAAUCAUGACCAAGGCUGGCCGUAUCUCUGAGAGUGAAUUCGACUACAGCCCCAACUGGAUCCGGAAGAGCGUUCGUCGGAGCUGCGAGCGGUUACAUACGGAUUACCUGGAUGUUGUGUUUUGCCAUGACGUUGAGUUUGUAAGUCCAGAUCAGGUGAUGGGUGCUGUGAGGACGCUGUUUGAGUUGGUAGAUGAGGGGAGGGUGCGGUACGUUGGAAUCUCUGGGUAUCCGCAUAAACUCCUGGCGGAGCUGGCCGUGCGGGUAAGGCAGGAAUUGGGAAGGCCUCUGGAUGCAGUGCAGAGCUAUUGUCACAUGAACCUGCAGAACUCCACGCUUCUUCAAUCCAUUAAUAAACUGAAGGGUGAAGGUGGUGUGGACACGGUCGUUAAUUCCUCCCCGUUGGGCAUGAAAUUGCUUACAGGAGAAUUCCCCGGGUCGUUCCACCCCGCACCGAAGGGGCUGAGGGAUGCCUGUGCGAGGGCUGCUGAGCUUUGCAAAGCCCGGGGCGAAACACUGCCUAGGGUCGCGAUGCGCUGGGUAUUUGCGAAUUGGAAGGGAGCAACUUUGACUGGGGUUAGUUAUCUAGAGGAGUUGGAGGAUAACAUUGGGGCUUAUAUGGAUGUCGCCGUUAGCACUGAGGAGGAUAAGGAAGGGAAGGUUGUGUGGAAAGAUGUGGAUGAGCGGAAGGUGAAGAGGUGGGAACCGUUGUGGGAGGGCGUGCAGGAGAUACUUGGGGAGUGGAAGGAUUAUAGCUGGGACAGUCCACCGAGGGAUUGGAUGCUUGGGAAGGGUCAGAGUAUGCUGUAGUGGGUGUUAGCGCCGGAUUAAUUAUGCGCCCCCAGAGCCUGCUUAUUAUCUCUUCCCCAUGAUUGGCUCCGGCCCUUUUUUUAUUGUCACUGCGGGGUUUCUAGAGGCGCGCUAUAAAGGGCCAAGAAUGGGGAUUACGGUUGGCUUAGAAUGGAGCUAUAGUUGUGAAUACUGAGGCUUAGUUGCAGACGCACUCUAAAAGUUGAGAUUUGAAGCUUUAUUGGAGAAUAUGUGGUACCAGCACACGUCUGUAGCUUGAAGUACGUAUUCUCCGUUGAAUCGGCAACCACCAUGAACACCUAUCAGCCUUGCCACACUACCCACAGGAUGUCCCACCGAAAACCCAAGUGCACCGUAAUAGGGAUAUUCCA